Messenger RNA from Rhincodon typus (whale shark), 1246 nucleotides. RefSeq names its product procathepsin L-like. Lineage: Eukaryota; Metazoa; Chordata; Chondrichthyes; Orectolobiformes; Rhincodontidae. Gene Ontology annotation, biological process: immune response. Bases 298 to 1239 code for a protein of 313 amino acids. Gene Ontology annotation, cellular component: lysosome. Gene Ontology annotation, molecular function: cysteine-type endopeptidase activity. The transcript has 7 exons. The record is from RefSeq and is a predicted model, not a curated record.
GUAAACAUCCAGAGGUUCAUUCCCAGCAGGUAGCGGGGUCAGUUAGCUUCAUUCCUACCGCUGGUACAGAAGGGAAUCUAAGCAACAUGCAGACCUGAACAACUUCACACACAUUAAUAACCAGGAUGCAUAUUCAGGAGAGGGUUAAUUGCAAACUGACGUGAGCGUUUGGAAUUUCCCUGUCACAUGAGGUCGACGAGAGGAAGUUGUUACAUUGUGUGCUUUUACAGCGUUGGUCUAAGUCUGGAGAUUUUAGUGGCAUCUUGAUGUGAAGGAGAGACUAGGAGAAAAGUCACGAUGAUGUUCCUGCUGUUUCUGGGGACUUUGGAGAUCGUGGCUGUGGCUAUCAGUGCCUCACCAUUGUUGUUUGACCCUCUGUUGACUGAAGGCUGGGAGAAAUGGAAGAUGCUUCACCAGAAACAGUACGCAGAGAAUGAAGAAGGUGUUCGGAGAAUGGUGUGGGAGAAAAACUUUAGAUUUGUGGAAAAUCACAACUUGGAGUACUCGCUGGGUAAACACAGCUUUAAUCUUAAGAUGAACCAGUUUGGAGACAUGACCUUGGAGGAGUUCAAUGAGCAGAUGAAUGGAUUCCGUCUCUUCAAAUCCAGGAACUCAUCCCGGCCACUUGCAAGGAUCCCUGAACUGGCUGAAAUUCCAAAGAGUGUGGACUGGCGCGAUGAGGGAUAUGUCACUCCAGUGAAGAACCAGGGUAGCUGCGGCUCAUGCUGGGCUUUUAGCUCAACGGGAGCGUUGGAGGGACAGACCUUUAAAAAGACGGGAAAACUCAUCCCAUUGAGUGAGCAGAACCUGGUGGAUUGCUCACGAAUGCAGGGGAAUCAUGGAUGUGGUGGUGGAUGGAUGGAAAAUGCCUUCUUGUAUGUACAUGAAAACAAUGGGAUUGAUUCCGAGGCUGGGUACCCAUACACAGGCCAAGAUGAUCCCUGUAAUUAUAAUGUCAAGUACAGAACUACCAACUGCACCAAUUACUUUUUUGUUAACCAAGGUGAUGAAAUCGCUUUAGCUCAGGCAGUUGCGAAAGUUGGACCCGUAUCUGUUGCUAUUGAUGCCACUCAUCAGUCUUUUCAGUUUUACUGCACAGUCAAGGAUCCAGUAGAGCUGGGUGCAGGUGCAGGAAUCCUGGGAGGGAGCUGCGCAGAGAAUUUCAUAGAAGUCCCAGUUUCUUUAUACAGUAUUAACUGCGGGAGCCAAAGCCUCUCUGAGAAGCAAUGGAGAAAGUAAUUCUGCA